Molecule: messenger RNA, 1059 nt
Organism: Haliotis rubra (blacklip abalone)
Lineage: Eukaryota; Metazoa; Mollusca; Gastropoda; Lepetellida; Haliotidae
Product: ovoinhibitor-like
Biological process (GO): cell differentiation; multicellular organism development
Molecular function (GO): protein binding
Source: RefSeq, a predicted model, not a curated record
AUGGCGGGGAUUCUUGCUCUCUGGCUGCCCGAAACUCGCCGUCGCAAAUUGCCCGAAACUAUUGAAGAUGCCAAAAAUUUGCAAAUUCUGACCAGCGUCUGUCAAGGUCAGGACUAUCCCUGUGAUGACACCAACACCCCUGUCUGCGGGGACGACGGCAACACUUACACCAACGAAUGUUUCCUCUCCUGUGCCGGUGCCACGAAAGUGUCCGACGGAGCAUGUACCAAGGUUUGUGCCUGUCCAUUUCUCCUUUCACCCGUCUGCGGCACUGAUGGCGUGACUUAUGACAACCAAUGCCAGCUGGAGUGUCAAGGUGCCACGAAAGUGUCCGACGGAGCAUGUCCCAAGGUUUGUGCCUGUCCACUCCUCCUUUCACCUGUCUGUGGCAGUGAUGGCGUGACUUACGACAACCAAUGCCAGCUGGAGUGUCAAGGUGCCACGAAAGUGUCCGACGGAGCAUGUCCCAACAAGGUUUGUGCCUGUCCACUCCUCCUUUCACCUGUCUGUGGCAGUGAUGGCGUGACUUACGACAACCAAUGCCAGCUGGAGUGUCAAGGUGCCACGAAAGUGUCCGACGGAGCAUGUACCAAGGUUUGUGCCUGUCCAUUUCUCCUUUCACCCGUCUGCGGUAAUGAUGGCGUGACUUAUGACAACCAAUGCCAGCUGGAGUGUCAAGGUGCCACGAAAGUGUCCGACGGAGCAUGUCCCAAGGUUUGUGCCUGUCCACUCCUCCUUUCACCUGUCUGUGGCAGUGAUGGCGUGACUUACGACAACCAAUGCCAGCUGGAGUGUCAAGGUGCCACGAAAGUGUCCGACGGAGCAUGUACCAAGGUUUGUGCCUGUCCAUUUCUCCUUUCACCCGUCUGCGGUAAUGAUGGCGUGACUUAUGACAACCAAUGCCAGCUGGAGUGUCAAGGGAGUGUCACCUUAGUCCGAAUUGGGUUCUGUCGCGGUUACAGUUUCCAAGACAUCAUCAGGUGGAUUCGUCUCCGCCUUCAGACUUGGAGAAAUAUCCGUCUUGAUUCCGGCAGAAACACCGUACAGAGAAAGUUGUAA